CCCGCGUCCCACUUCAACCCAAACCAAAGCGUCACGGGUGAAGCCUACCUAGGUAGCUUGCUCAAGUAGCGAUGAGCGUCAUUGGUAUCCACCCCUUUGGGCAUGGCGGCGGAGACUACCGGCUGCUUCUGCGUCCGGCGCUCAACACUUGUGCCGCCUACGCUCAUCGGGACUCGGGGAGAGACGCGUCGAGAUCUCAGCCCGGAUGAUCGCGGCAAUCGCGGUGGCCACGGACCAUCGGGAAGAGCGCGGCAAUAUCUCCCUGGGCCAAAGUUUGCCAUUGCACAACGUGGAUGGGCCUAUAAAUGAGGCCGUUGCUAGUUUCCUCCCGUUUCCCUUCUCGUUACUCUCUUCUUAAACCAUCUUCCCAGCAUUUGACUUCCCUUGAAACCCGCCCAGCCACUAUCAGAUCUAUCUCAACUAUCGCCGACGAAGUUCAGCGGCCAUGCAGCUUUUGUCUGUUUUCCUGUCGGCCACAGCCCUGCUUGGUCAGGCAGCCUCAGGUUACCACCUGCUUAACAUGCAUGUGGCGAGGCCAGAACCGAACGCAGUGACUGGUUACGCCAGACUCGAGUUCGCUGCCCUCGACGCGUUUGUCGUGUUGUCUUUCAACCCCGCCCAGCCGUUCGCCCAGAUCCAGCUCGAUGCGAAGGGCCACCUGGGAAAUGACUUUGUUUUCAGGGAAGUGGAACCUGAUGAGUGGCACAUGCUGUCAAGGGUGGCUACAUCCAUCCAAGAAAACGACAUUACCGGUCCGUUUGCCAUCGAGGCGGACGGCCGGUUCGUGUACAAAGGUGAAGGGGGUAGCGUGUGGAAUGCCUGUGGCAAUAGAGACAACGGCCUUCGGCUUCAUAUGAGGAUGAAGGGCAAGCGAACGGAGAUUUGCGAGUAUCAAGACAUCACGAUCAAGGCUACGAAAUUCGACUGAUGGGCGGCUCAGGUAUUUCGGACUUAGUUGACCACGUAUGGCCUUAUGGGAAAUGUAUUCUUUCGCUGUAAUUCUUUGAUAUUGCAAGAAUGCGAGCAGCUGCGUAUCGAUAAGUUUUCAGUCGCAAAGAAUCUCGGCCAGCGCCGGAUUCAAUGUCCC
Molecule: messenger RNA, 1087 nt
Organism: Chaetomium fimeti
Lineage: Eukaryota; Fungi; Ascomycota; Sordariomycetes; Sordariales; Chaetomiaceae
Exons: 2
Coding region: 446-928 (160 amino acids)
Source: RefSeq, a predicted model, not a curated record